AUGAAUAGUUCAAUUUCAUCUUAUCCUGUUUUUUCAUCAUUGGAUUUAUAUUAUUUCUCAGUUUCAUCGAAUAUUUUUGUUUAUGGAUAUAUAAUUAUUCUGAUUAUUGGGUUUAUAGGUAAUAUAUGUCAAAUAUUAACAUUUUCACAUAAAACACUGAGAAAUAUUAGUACUGGUAUAUUAUUCUUUGCAUUGAGUAUAUCCGAUACAAUUUAUCUAUUAUUAUCUUUUUAUGUAUUAAUAAUUUAUGGUUUUCGUAUUCCUGAUCAAUCCAAUUAUGCCAAAAGUUGUCAAUUUCGACAUUAUAUGAAUCAUCUUUCAACAAAUUUCAGUGCAUGGAUGCUUACAACAAUUUCAUGUGAUCGUUGGAUACGUUCACAAUUUCCUAUUAAAGCUCAACAAAUUUGUUCAAAGCGAACAGCUAUUUAUUCAAUUAUUAUUGCACUUAUCUUUGAUUGUCUUUUACAUGUUCAUCUUCUUACACCAAUGUUUGGUCAAAUUGCACCAGGAGUAACAACUUAUUGUGGUGUUGAUCAACGUUAUCCAAGUUAUUCAUAUUUUUAUAAUGAAAUUUGGCCAAUUAUUACUAUUCUUACUGUUAAUAUUAUUCCAGCAAGUUGUAUGAUAUUUUUUCUUAUAGGUAUAACUAUAAAUAUACACAAUCAUCGAAAUCGAGUUACUCCUAUUCGACAAAUAAAUUUAAAUCAACAAGAAAAACGACGUGCAUGUUUUCUUCAUCGACAAAUGUUAAUGCUUAUGAUUGUUACUCUGAUGACUUUUUUCCUUACAACAUUUCCUGUUGCUUUACUACGUUUUACACUAUCUACAUUGAAUAUUCAAAAAUCAUUGUCUUUUAACCUUUUUUUAACGUCUAUAUUGAGUUUUAUAACAGUAUCAAAUUAUUCCUUAAAUUUUUAUUUUCAUUGUUUAACAUCAAAAUUUUUUCGAAAAAAAUUUUUAAAAUGUAUUCCAUGUUCAAUUUCAAUUACUUUUCGUCAUUCAAAUCAUACUACUACAAUGCCUACUACUCAACAACAAGGAGCUGUUACAUAA
This is a messenger RNA of Rotaria sp. Silwood2, 1053 nucleotides long. The record is from the annotation of a GenBank genome assembly. NCBI's taxonomy places the organism in Eukaryota, Metazoa, Rotifera, Eurotatoria, Philodinida, Philodinidae.